Molecule: messenger RNA, 4021 nt
Organism: Acanthaster planci (crown-of-thorns starfish)
Lineage: Eukaryota; Metazoa; Echinodermata; Asteroidea; Valvatida; Acanthasteridae
Gene: mlx
Product: MAX dimerization protein MLX
Biological process (GO): regulation of transcription by RNA polymerase II
Cellular component (GO): nucleus
Molecular function (GO): RNA polymerase II cis-regulatory region sequence-specific DNA binding; protein dimerization activity; DNA-binding transcription factor activity, RNA polymerase II-specific
Source: RefSeq, a predicted model, not a curated record
UACGAGAUAUGGUAGAGUCAAGAUCCGAGUCAGAGGUCAUCAAUUCUCAACAAACGCUUCUAAAUGGCGGCAUGCAUGAAGAACGGGAGCGAUAUCUUCAGAUAAAAGUCUUCAUGCAGGGUAAGCCUUAACUUUCUGUCAAGAUGUCGGCCACAGAUUCCAGCUUUGCUGACUCUAGUUUUGACCAAAGUAUGCAGGAUGACGAUUUGCCCUUAUCGGGUCAGACGUCUAGACAGAACAGUACGUCUUCUCUGCCUGGCUUGAACGAUGGAGGACUUCAGCUGACAGAUGAUGAUGACGAUACUUCUGAUGCGUAUCGUAAUUACAAAGACAGACGGCGGAAUGCCCACACGGCGGCUGAACAAAAGAGAAGAGAUGCCAUAAAGAAAGGUUACGAGGAGCUGCAGAUGAUUGUUCCAACUUGUCAACAAGUGGACAGCGUGGGCUCCCAGAAGCUCAGCAAAGCAACCAUCCUUCAGAGAUCGAUUGACUACAUCCAGUAUUUGGCACAGCAGAAGAAAAAACAGGAGCAAGAGGUAGAGAACCUGAGAAAGGAAGUCAUGGCCCUCAAGAUCAUGAAAAGUAAUUACGAACAGAUUGUGAAAGCUCACCAAAACACACCGGGACAAGGCCAGAAUCAAGUAUCGGACCAGGUCAAGUUUGAUGUGUUCCGCGCCAUCAUGGAUUCACAGUUCCAGUCUUUCAAUGACUCCAUCUCGGUCGCCAGUUUUGCCGAGCUCUCAGCGUGUGUAUUCAGCUGGCUGGAAGAGUACUGCAAACCACAGACGUUACGAGAGCUGGUGUUCAAUGUUUUGAGGAAACUUCAUCAAAACCAGACCAUCUGAUCACCCAUGGAAUCUUAAGCUUACAGUUCCUUCACAGUUUUGGAUCAUCCUGCUGUUUCUGUCCGCUGGAAUUAUUUAUUGCACACAGUAGAAAAACAAGCCAUUUUAGAGAAGACGACCAGUUAGCAUACCUUGAUUUCGAAAAUGAAUUCUCCAAAAUACAUUUUGAAAUUAACUGCAUUUUGUUGAGUAAUUCCAAAAUUUUCUGGCACCUUUGGGUGCUGUUAGAUUGUGUAAUCUAACGAAUCUAUGAAAUUUUCAACAUUACUUCAGGUGAUGAACGUCCAGUGUGCUAAAUAUUUUUUUUACGUCUGCAUUACUUAUCGCUUUUGACAUGCUCUGUGUCUCACAAAGCUCUGAAAGUGAAAAUACUUCUGGCACGUUUGAGGUUAGCGAAACUGAGAUAAAAGUGUCACAUAUAUUUUUGGUGGUGACUAAAAGGGAGGCAUUUUGUAACUGGCUAGAUGGUGGCAGACCUAAAGGAGACUGAUUUCCAAACCUGCUGAGCUGACCAACAAGUAAGAGGAAAAUGGCCUAUUUGGAUAAAUGGUGGUCGUCCUGUGGAUUGUGUCUGGUUUCUUGUGGGUUUGCAUACGUAUAUCUAGAUGUUUCACUUGUUUUAAAUAUCAUUGAGGACGUCAACAGGAAACAUGAACAAGGAGAGGUUGGAAAACUCAAAAUUAAAAAGUAAUUAAAGACAAAGUUGAGAGCAGAUUGUCAGUAAAGUAAUUCUUUCACCGAAUCGACCACUAAAUAUUGUACAGUAUUACCCUCAUUUUCAGUGUCAUGUAGGGUAGUUGUUUGACGUCACUCGUCUUUUUGAUGGAAUUUAUUUACCCUCAUCCCUUUUUGCUGGACACAUUAUAAGAAACUCGUGAAUUUCUUUUUCUUUUUUUUUUUAAAGCAGAGAUAGGUGCAUUUGGGCCAGUGGUUACUGGCUGCACGUAAGCAUUGACAUGUCUCACAAAGCUUUCAAGUUAUUUAAAAAUUUGACUUCAUUGUAUUUCUGUCUAUUGCAUGAUAGGGGGGGUCAUUUUCUUUGAAAGUACUCAAGAAAUGCAUAUUAUCAAAGCCACGUUAAUUUGGAAAUUACCUCAAAACACCAAUUAAAAAUGGUAAAAGAGGUCGUUGGAAAUUAAUUAUAAAAUUUGAUGGAUGUAUUGAAAGUCAAGUUGAUUGUUGCAGCAGUCUGUUCUAAGCUUAAGAGAAACUUUGCCAAAGUAGAUUCUACAAUAUGGAAAUGUUAAUAUUUUGUGUGUGGGCUGCAAGGAGCUUGAAGCAUCGGUGACAUUUUGAGACAAUAUUCUGCAAUGAGGGUCUUCAGGUAGAAAGCAGUUUCACCAUUAAACAAGGUUUCGGUAUCACCAUGCUUAUUACUUUGCCAUUUGAGACUGUAAACAUUGUCUCAACAAUGUGGAAUCCACAAGUAGGAUUGUUUCAUUAUUAUUUGACUGCAUGUGGCAAAAAAAAAAGAUAUUUGAGGAAAUUACAGCAAGAAGAAAUGACACAGUCUUUCUCUGCAAAAUGUGACAACACAGCAUGAGGCCGUUGAUAUUCAAAGUGCUUUGGUGGAUUGGCUCACUUAAUUAUACACUCCAGUUUCAUGAGUUCAAGAUAUAUCUAGACUUAUUUAUUUCCCUGUAAUCUCUAUAAGGAAACAAUCCCUAUAAGGAAACAAACUUCAUAUUAAUUUGCAAGACUUUAGAUUGGCAUUGAAGAAUUCCACCAUGGAGACUUACGAUUUGCACCACCCAAGCAUUCAAGUUCUCUAGGUUGAGAGGAGAUCUGUUGUUAUUGGGCAAGCGAAAAAAAAAUAAAUUCUUUACUUUUGACCAAUCAAAUUUAUUCAUACAUGUAUGUUAAAUGAAAGGGUAAAUCGUACUUAAUUUGAUGUUUACUGUAAAGGAAGUGAUUUUGUUGAACUCAGUGAACAAACUUGCACGAAUUUUGUCCAAGGCAUGUUGACCUCUAGAGGAAAUCCUGACCAAGGAAAGAAAAUGUUAAUUAUUUCAUUUCUUUUGUGGUGUGAGAUAUUGCAUUUUAAUAACAAUUACUGGACAUAUCAAAUAUUUAGGUGUGCAGCUCAUGAAGGGGUCUUGACCAACAAAUUUAGCUUACAUCUUGGAGCAUGUACAUGUGCUUGCCGUUCAUACUUAGAAGAAAUGUCACCGGAAUAGUAUUUUGGAAGGGUGCCUAUAUGAAUAAAUAUAAAAUGGCCAACAGGUAAUGCCUUGGUGGAUGUAUUUCAAAUCCAUCCCUUCCCCUAAUUCUUGAAUUGGAAAGUUUAUGUUGAGGAUGUUCACACAUCCUUAUAAAUCGUUUUAUAAUGUGUAUUUAUGGCUUGAUUGUUAAGAGGGAAUAUUCCAGGUCUAACAUGGCUACCAUUUUACCUCACAUAAAUUAUGCAGUCCCAGGAUAUCACAAAAGGUCUUGUAAAAUUUCAGUUUUGAUGAGUUUUCCAAUCCAUAAAGUUAGUGACGAGCACAUUCACAAUGCAAAGAAUGAGUCGUGAUAUUUAGCCAAAAAAAAUAGGGAGUACAGAAUUACCCAGGAGUUAGACAGUGUUGCCAAUUGUGAGGAAAUUAAAGUAAAAUAAUUCCUAGAGAAGACAUUAAACCAAAUGGGAGUGCAAAAUGUUUACUUACAGAUAAUUACAGGGGUGAGAUUGUAUUUGGUUUUAGUUCCUCAAACUGGAUGACUCUUGGUGUCCAUUUUAGCUCAGUUUUUUCCUUCGGGCGAAACAUUACAAUGCUACUGAUGCUGUUCUUUAAGUGGCUGUUUAUGCCAAGUGUCUCAUCAAAACUGUGUUUCAGCAAAACGUCUUGAUAUCUGGGGAGAAGGUUCACAAUGCUUGCAGAUUUUAGGAAUAAUAGUUAGGAUUAUGAUGUCUAUUUUGCAUUAAUCAUUGUCCUGCAACUUAUGCACUGUAAUAUGACUUUUGUAAGUAGGAUAUUCAAGUAGAACCCCAAAUAUACUCAUUUCUUUGCAAGUAUCAAAAACGUGAAUAAUUUAUUUCAUGUUGGCACCCAAUUAAUACAGGUUGGGUACCCUUCCAUAGCAAUUUUCAAGUGUCCUGCCCUAACUAUCGUUUGUUAGGGCUAGAAGAAUGCAUCCGCCAAGUUUGGGCUUGUCUGUCACAGUCCUGUCAGAAAUAAAAAUGAACGUAAACCACCUCA